Molecule: messenger RNA, 1839 nt
Organism: Vitis riparia (riverbank grape)
Lineage: Eukaryota; Viridiplantae; Streptophyta; Magnoliopsida; Vitales; Vitaceae
Product: protein DETOXIFICATION 24-like
Exons: 9
Coding region: 175-1632 (485 amino acids)
Biological process (GO): xenobiotic detoxification by transmembrane export across the plasma membrane
Cellular component (GO): membrane
Molecular function (GO): antiporter activity; xenobiotic transmembrane transporter activity
Source: RefSeq, a predicted model, not a curated record
UUGGUCCCAACCGGCUUCCCAAUGAUAUUCAAUGGGCUUCGUCAAAAAGUAAAACUCAUCAUCAAGAGUGCCUUUCCUCCUCCAAAGUUGCUGGGAGGAGUAUACAAGACUCAAACCAUUCCAGCUUCUGUCCAUAUCCAAUAUUGGGUUGCACCAGCAGUGUAAUACAGGAUUAUGGAUAAUAAUAUGGAAGAGAGGCUUCUGAGUUCAGAAGCUGAUAGUACAAGUGAUCUGAAAGGGAGGAUUUGGGAUGAAUCAAAGAAGAUGUGGAGGGUUGCAUUUCCUGCAAUAUUAACUAGAGUGACAACCUAUGGCAUGCUGGUUGUGACACAGUCAUUUGUUGGUCACAUUAGUCAACUAGAUCUCUCUGGAUAUGCACUUAUGCUAAACGUCAUUAUACGUUUUGUAAAUGGGAUAGUGCUGGGCAUGUCAAGUGCAACUGAAACUCUCUGUGGGCAAGCGUUUGGAGCAAAGCAAUACCAUAUGAUGGGCAUAUACUUGCAACGAUCAUGGAUUGUUGAUCUUGUUGUUGCCACAAUUUUAUCCCCUGUCUUAAUUUUUGCGACCCCCCUAUUCAAAUUACUUGGCCAGGAAGAUGACAUAGCAAUAGCUGCUGGAAAUUUCUCUCUCUGGCUCCUUCCCAUUCUCUACUCCUUUGUCUUUAGCAUGACCAUCCAAAUGUAUCUACAAGCUCAACUCAAGAACAUGAUUAUUGGGUGGUUGUCUGCUUCCUCAUUUGUGCUUCAUGUGUUGUUGUCCUGGAUCUUUGUGAUCAAACUGAACUUAGGGAUUCCUGGAGCAAUGGGUGCAUUGAACAUAUCCAGUUGGUCAAUGAUCAUUGGAGAGUUUAUAUACAUCUUCGGAGGUUGGUGCCCUCAAACAUGGAGUGGGUUCAGCAAAGCUGCCUUCAGUGACAUACUGCCUGUAGUAAAGCUCUCACUUUCUUCCGGUUUUAUGCUUUGCUUAGAGUUAUGGUACAAUGCUAUCAUACUCUUAUUGGCUGGAUAUUUGAAAAAUGCAUCGGUUGCCAUAUCUGCCUUCUCUAUCUGUCUCAAUAUUAAUGCAUGGGAGUUUAUGAUACCACUUGGCUUCCUCUCUGGCACCUGCGUGCGGGUAUCAAAUGAGCUGGGAAGAGGAAAUGCCAAAGCUGCAAAAUUCUCUAUAAAAGUCAUCCUGAGUACUUCAAUUUGUAUUGGAGUGUUCUUCUGGAUUUUGUGUUUAGUCUUUGGUCAUGAUAUUGCAUACUUAUUUACAAGUGAUGAGGAAGUAGUAGAAAUGGUUUCAAGUCUCUCUGUCCUUCUCGCAUUUUCAAUCUUUCUUAAUAGUGUUCAGCCAGUACUCACAGGUGUGGCUAUAGGUGGUGGUUGGCAAGCAGUGGUUGCAAUUGUCAAUGUUGGUUGCUACUAUGUCGUUGGGAUUCCAUUAGGAGUUUUGCUUGCUUAUGUAGCUGAUCUUUCAGUUCGGGGUAUGUGGAUUGGAAUGCUGUGUGGAGUAGGAGCACAAACACUUGUGCUUAUGUAUAUGACAUGGAGAACUGACUGGGAUGACCAGGUUAAGAAGGCAUCAGUUCGUUUGAAUAGGUGGUCGUUGAAGUCUCCAGAGGAGUCUAACCAGAGCACUCUUCAAGCUUGAGGACAGUGAACAAUAUCACUAUUCUCUGCUUUGAAUAUGGAGGAAGAAAUGGAUUUAUGAGAAGAACAUUUGCUAGAAUUUAGAAUAUUGAUCGAAUUAAAAGCCCGCUUGAGAAUGACUCUGAUUAAAAGGCUUUUAUUUUGUAGUACUUUUGCUAGUAGUGCUUCUAUUUGAAACGGGUUUUAGGAGAAUUAUUUGGUGUUUGGA